Molecule: messenger RNA, 348 nt
Organism: Parasteatoda tepidariorum (common house spider)
Lineage: Eukaryota; Metazoa; Arthropoda; Arachnida; Araneae; Theridiidae
Product: protein FAM200C-like
Source: RefSeq, a predicted model, not a curated record
AUGGCCGCCGACGUUGAAUCAAAACUCAUCAAAUUUCUGAAAGAAGGUAAAUUUGCGUUGCAGAUUGAUGAAUCAACUGUGAUAGAUAACAAAGCUGUUUUAGCUUACGUGAGAUUCAUAAAUGAGAGUAAGGAGAUAAACGAGGAAAUAUUGUUUGCAAGAACUUUGAACACAGAUACAAAAGGAUCGUCGAUUUUUAAAUUGGCCAAUGAUUAUCUUGAGAUUGCUCCAACCAUGUCUGGUUGUCAUACUGAGUUUCUGGGUCACCUUAAAAAAGAAGUACCGGAAGUUCAUUAUGUCAUUCAUCGUCAACUUUUGGCUGCAAAAAAUUGGUUAUUUCUGGCAUAA